CUCUCAUUCUGUCACUGUUACCUGGGAGCAGAGGCCGAACCCCCUUACCACCACCUCCUUUCAGGCAGUUGUAGGGAGCAGGGAGGUCUCCCCUGAGCGUCCUCUGCUCCACACUGACCCAUCCCAGCUCCCUCAGCCGCUCCCCAUCAGACGUGUGCUCCUGACCCCUCACAGCUCUGUUCUCUUCUCUGGACACGCUCCAGGGCCUUCAUGUCUUUCUUGCAGUGAGGGGCCCAGCACCGAACACAGCACUGAGGUGCAGCCUCACCAGGGCCGGUACAGAGGGACGGUCAACUCCUGCUCUGCUGGCUGCACUAUUGCUGACACAAGCCAGGAUGCCGUUGGCCUUCUUGGCCACCUGGGCACACUGCUGGCUCAUGGUCAGCACCUAUCAGUUCACAUCCCCAUGUUCUUUUCCUCCGUGCAUCUUUCCAGCCACCCUGCCCCAAGCCCAUAGUGCUGCAUGGGGCUGUUGUGACCCAACUGCAGGGCCCAGUACCCGGUCUUGUUGAAGCUCAUCCCAUUGGCCUCAGCCCACUGAGCAGCCUGUCCAGGUCCCUCUGCAGGGCCUUCCUACCCUCAGGCAGAUCAACACUUCCUCCCAACUUGGUGUCAUCUGCAAACUUACUGAGGGUGCACUCAAUCACACCAUCCAGAUCAUCAGUAAAGAUACUAAACAGAUUUGGCCCCAAAACUGACCCCUGGGAAACACCACUGGUGACCAGCCACCAGCUGGAUGGAACUCCAUUCACCACCACGCUCUGGGCUUGGCCCUCCAGCAGUGUUUUGCCCAGCCAAGUGUACACCUGUCCCAGCCAUGGGCUGCAGCUUCUCCAGCAGAAUGCUGUGGGAGAUGGAGUUAAAGGCUUUGAUAAAGUCCAGGUAGAUUACAUCAACAUCCCUUCACUAAUCCCCCAGGCAGUCACCUGGUCACAGAAGGAGAUGAGGUUCGUCAGGCAAGAUCUGUCUGCCAUGGACCCAUGCUUGCUGGGCCGGAUCCUCUGGUUGUCUUGCACGUGCUGUGUGUUCACACUUAAGAUGACCUGCUCCAUAACCUUCCCCAAUACCCUGGUCAGGUGUUGUGAAUUCAGAAGUCAAGAAUAAAUUAGUUUAAUUGAUGGAGGACUGGAACAAUUAAACAUGACAGUCCUCGUACACUGCAUUUACAAAAAAAAAAAAAAAAUCCUUUCUGGGAACUCCAGAUAUGGGUACAACCUCACUUUCAGUUUUCUGUUGCAUUGCAAAGGAGCUGGUGAGAGGAGCUGUGAUUAGUAUUCAAAGAGUGGGCUGUGGGAUGCUGGCACAUGGCACAGGGAUGCAGCCCACCCAGCAGAGCCUGCAGAGGUUCUUCCUUUGCAGGUAGAUAGUGAAAGAGAUGGUGCCACGCCGGUCGUGCCAUGCUGAUAAGACAAGGGGGAAUGGUGUUAAACUAAAAGAGAGGAGAUUUGGAUUAGAUGUGAGGGGGAAAUUCUUCUCCCAGAGGGCGGUGAGGUGCUGACACUGCUGCCCAGAGCUGUGGGUGCCCCAUUCCUGGAGGUGCCCCAGACCAUGGGUGGGCCCUGGGCAGCCUGAGCUGGCACCCAAUUUAGUGGUUGGCCACCUUGCCUGUGGCAGGGAGCUGGAAACACAUAAUCUUUGAGGUCCCUUCCAGCCAACCCAUUCUAUUACUCUACAAUUACUUUACAAUUCUAUGAAAUCCUGAUGAAGAUGUUGCUGAGAUAGAGCCCCCAGCUCUGAAGCUGAGGACUCUAAGUGGUGCUUCCAGUAUAUCAUCAUCUGCAAUACAUUCGUUUGGGAAGGCUGGAUCUCCAAAGUGCCACAGCAGUAGCCAUGCUCACCCCAAACAGCUCACUCUGCCUGCUGCUAUCCAUUUCUCAGGAUUUUCUGUAAUUAGGAAAAUCCCAACAAAUAUCCCAGAAGCCAUUAUCACUCCAGAACUCAUUAGCAGAGGACAGAGAAAGUGAAAGCAGGAGGCAAUGCUGCAGUUUUGUCACCUAGACAGCAGUGUGAUGGCUCAGUGCUGUGUUAUAUGGGUCAUAUUUUAGGCCUUAAUCUUAGGACAAACUCCAAAGUCACUGAAGAGUAUGGGCACCCAUGCAGGCUCUGCUCCACUGUGGCCAAGUACUGGAGAAGUGAGGAGAUCCCCUCACUGGCGAGGCUGCAGCUGGGGACCUGCGUUGAGAUCUGGGUCCCACAGUACAGGGAGACCUGGGCAUGCUGGAGAGAACGCUGUGCAGAGCCACAAAGAUGCUGACAGUGCAGCGUCCCCAGAGAGGAAGAGAAGAGGAUCAUGUUGCUCUUGCAGAUGAGAUGGGUAGAAAGACGGAAAUGGGUUGGAAUAUAAAGUAUUGGCUGAGGGAGCAGCAAGGCCUUUUGGAGGAAGGUGUAGUGUCUGUUCCUUCCCCAGGAAAGGGCUGGGAAACCCUAUUUCAGAGACAGUUGGUUAUAAUUCCUCUUCUUGGAAAGAAUUCUGACACCUGCACAAUGUAAUUCUUGUGUUUUCUUCCUCCAGUGAUCUCAGUCUCACUCUCCCAUGUAUCCCACCCUGCACCAGUAGAACAGAGCAGAGAAAAUGGAAGAGCAAAUUGUAACCUGCAGCUGAACUCCCUAGGCAAUAUCUCUUGGCUCUCCCGGCUUGUCCCUGCCCUGCUUCCUUCAUGCUCCACAGCUGCCUGCCAAGCCCCGGGACAAGGGCACCCUCUGCAGACCAGGAGAAGUCAGCAACAAAACUCCCCAUUUCUUAAAUCACUUCUUGAUCAUUGCCUUUGCAUUUUCGUGUGUCCUACGACAUCCCUACUCCCACAGGACAAGGUGGCCAGGCUUCUCCAGAGACAGCAGAGACUUUAGGGAGCACAGCAUCUUCCUUCAAAUAAAGGAACACACCGAUCUUUUCAAGACCAAUGUAAGCUAUGAUUUGUGUGGGAAAUACUGCUUUGCACUGGUGGGCUGAUGGUCUAAUGGAUGGAACUGCUGCAUCCAGUAGUAACUGGCAAAGGAGAUAGAACUGGAUUGAAGCCUUCUGGCUUUCUAUUGGCUCGUGCUGUAACUCUGAAGCAUAUUUGAGACUGUGCUCAGGGUACCAACUGGUUGUAGCUGGUUGUAUGGGAGCUGCUGAGUCACGGCCUGAACCACUGAUUGAGCACCUGGAGAAAAGACCCAGUCAGCUCUGGGAGCACAGGUGAAGGCAAUUCACUGUGUGACCAGAAGCCUGGCUCCACCCCUCUUAGGCCUCAUUUAGGGGCUGACUACCACUGAGGAAGGAUGUCUUUCUGGAGAUUUCUCUUUAGUGGAAGCCUUUCCCUGUGAACCUGGAAUCAUCUGAUAUGGGUCCUUUAGCUCAACAGCUGGUAGAUUCCUAUAAAGAUACAACACCUGAACAGUUCCAGUAAAUUGCAGCUGAUAAAUGCCCCACAGCUGGGAGGCAAGGAAUAUUUUGUUUUUUACCCAGAAAGAAAUUUAUGACCUAUUUGUGGAACGUUGAGCAAAGAGAAGAUUCCAGAUGGGCACACAAGGGAUGGAGGGGGUGUGCACAGGGACAGCCCCAGCUAUAAAGAGGCUGACGCCAGCAUGGAACUCAGAGCAUCAGGACCCACUGCUCAGGCUCCUGUCACCCGUGCACCACUAUGGCAAUGGGGCUGCAGGCUGGGACACACCAGCUCCGUGGGAACCUUGUCCUGCCUGUGGCAGUGGCGAUGCUUCUCUGCACCAGCCCAGUGUCUGCCGUGUCCUCGGUUGGGCUCCCUGCAGACUGCAGCCGCCUUGCCAGCAGCAGCCCCAGCGGGGUGUACGUCAUCCAGCCAGCAGGGUCCCCUCCCCGCGUGGUGUGGUGUGACAUGGACACCGAAGGCAAGGGCUGGACUGUUGUCCAGAGAAAUACUUACAACACUGAGAUCACGUGGACCGAGUCCUGGACCACCUACAAGUACGGCUUCGGGAACGUGCAGGGCGACCACUGGCUGGGCACCGAGUACCUGCACCUGCUUACGCAGCAGGGCACCUACAAGGUCCGCUUCGUCGUGCGGGACAAAGCCAACGUCACUCACUACGCUGAGUACGACAUCUUCAGUGUGGAGAGUGAGAGCAGCGGGUACCCGCUGAGGCUGGGCCGGUUCCUGAGCAGCGGGAAGGACUACCUGACCAACUACCACUCCUCGUAUGGAGGCAUCCAUGACAACAUGAAGUUCAGCACGGUGGACAAGGACCAGGACCAGCACAGUGGGAACUGCGCCAGCAGCUAUGGGGGGUGGUGGUAUGACAGAUGCCAGAACGUCCUCCUCAACGGCAAAAAGUACAUCCUCUGGCAAGAAAUUUGCCCGAGAGGCGACUGCACAUCGUCCCUCAUCCUGGUCAAACCCACCGAUGUGUGCUGACUGUGCCGGAGGUUGGGGGAGUGCCACUGUCCUGAGCCCGGUGCCCCGUCCCUGUGCCUGCCAGCCCUGUGCCAGCCCCGCUGGGUGCCCCAUGCCACCUGCAGCUCCUGCGCGGCCACCAGCUCCAA
Messenger RNA from Numida meleagris (helmeted guineafowl), 4498 nucleotides. RefSeq names its product fibrinogen-like protein 1-like protein. The transcript has 4 exons. The record is from RefSeq and is a predicted model, not a curated record. Lineage: Eukaryota; Metazoa; Chordata; Aves; Galliformes; Numididae. The coding region runs from base 3624 to 4370 and encodes 248 amino acids.